AUUACAAACAGUGAUCUCACUUCCCCAUUACCGAUUGGAUUGCUAUAUUUAGGAAACCACCUCUGCUUUAUAAAGACAUCGCAGUGGUAGCUGGUAAAGAUUCUUGAGACGCGAUCGACAUUUGGUUAAAGGCUGUCCAUUUUCGUUUGUAGUUUAAAAGCUGUGCGGCACAACGGGUUUGUGUUUUGGAUGAUACAUUUGAGCGAGAGCUAGGAAAGAGGCAGGAAUGGCAGAUAUACGCAAGAAACUCGUCGUUGUGGGGGACGGCGCAUGUGGGAAAACAUGUCUACUGAUUGUAUUCAGCAAAGACGAGUUUCCUGAGGUCUAUGUGCCAACUGUGUUUGAGACAUAUGUGGCGGAUAUAGAAGUGGACAACAAGCAAGUCCAGCUAGCUCUGUGGGAUACAGCUGGACAGGAGGACUAUGAUCGGCUGCGCCCCCUUUCCUAUCCGGACACUGACGUCAUUUUGAUGUGCUUUUCCGUGGAUAGCCCGGACUCAUUGGAAAACAUCCCUGAAAAGUGGGUCCCAGAGGUCAAACACUUUUGUCCGAAUGUACCCAUUAUAUUAGUGGCCAACAAGAAGGAUCUGCGCAACGACGAGAACGUGAAGAACGAGCUGUCCCGGCUAAAGCUAGAGCCAGUGAAAACAGAAGAUGGCCGGGCCAUGGCCAUGCGCAUUGGCGCAUAUGACUAUUUGGAGUGCUCUGCCAAAACCAAGGAGGGGAUCUGGGAAGUAUUCGAAACUGCAACACGGGCAGCCUUACAAAAACGAAAAAUACCUUCAAGUGAUUGUCUGAAAUGCUGUGCGCUGAUGUGAAUCGACUAUGUCUGGUGAACUGUGACGCACAGACUUUUCCAUCACCGGGAUCUGUGUCUGAACAUGUAAGGGAAGUUACCAUGGUUUGAGUACUCCCUUGUAAUCAGACGACUUUGGCUGUACCAAAACGAAUGGCUGUAAACGAAGGACUUAUUUUGAACACAUUUAAUAAUCAUGUGAUUUCAGAGUGUGUGAAAUGCACUGGUUACAACAUGUCCUUUGUGGGUCACAUGGUUCCAGUCUGGCUGGCGGGGGG
Messenger RNA from Monopterus albus (swamp eel), 1073 nucleotides. RefSeq names its product rho-related GTP-binding protein RhoB. The transcript has a single exon. Gene Ontology annotation, biological process: small GTPase-mediated signal transduction. NCBI's taxonomy places the organism in Eukaryota, Metazoa, Chordata, Actinopteri, Synbranchiformes, Synbranchidae. Bases 227 to 817 code for a protein of 196 amino acids. The record is from RefSeq and is a predicted model, not a curated record. Gene Ontology annotation, molecular function: GTPase activity; GTP binding.